UGCGGAUAUCCCUAUGUCACUACAGAGCAUUGCUAUAAGUCCUAUGAGUAUAGGAUUAUCUACUAUACUGUAUGGUACCAAAAUCUUUGCGUCUAUUACACUGGCACAUAGUAGGCUUGACGUGACAGCAUUGCCGCCAGCCCCAUAGUGCAUCGCAGAUGUCGCAAUGCUACUAGUUUUUCCCGCAAUAUUACUUGGCGCGACAAUCAAUACUCUAUCGAAUUACCGCCAAUAUUUUAUGGGUACAACUACCAUACCGACAUAAAAAUUCAUAAAUUAGUAAAAAGAAAAUAAACGUGUUUACAAGUGCAUCGAGUAUAUGUAUAUCACAAGCAUAAAUAUAACUCAAUAAAUAAACGUACAAAAUAUAAUAUUUUGUUUUGAUUUUGUUGGAAUUGCUGUUUGUUUUGUAAUGACAGAAACCAGUUUUCAUGAGAAUUCAGUCGCAAUUAUUCCUGCGACAUCAGACACCAUCGCACCUGAUAAUCUCAAUGCUUCUUUCGUCAGUCUAAUUAAUUUAUCACCAAUAACAUUUUGCGACCCUAAUGAAUCAUUAAAAGAUUAUUUAAGCCAUGAUAUUGACAAGCUUAUUGUAUUAUGCAAUUUUGAAAAAAGCCCUAACAAAAUUUUAUCUGAUGAAAUGAGAACGGUACUGGUUAAACAAGUAAUUGACCGUGAAGUAAAUAUUGCACUACGGGAUGCAAAUUUUCAAGUUGGAAAAGAGCCAUUAAAAAAAUUUGUAAUUGAUCGUUCCCGUUUCCUAAAAUUAGCCAAUGAAAUAGCUACCGUAUUUAACGAAGAAUCUGGGCUCUAUUACACACCAUAUUAUCAAGAAGGUGAUGUUAGUGUUAAUCCUAGCGGAAAGCUAUGGGAAAGAUUCAAUGAAGUAAAAAAAAAAAUGCGAGAUGCCGGAAUAUUACAAUCGAAUCCUAAACCUGUAAAAAAUUCAAAAUCUGUAGUUGUAGCUAAUGCAAACACUAUUGAGAAAAUUGAGUGGCUCAAAAAAAACGUUCAACCAGUAGACCAAGUAAAGGAUUAUUGGCGUGAGACUUUCGACGUGCGGCAAAGCAACUGGAAGAAUGAAAAUAAGGCAGAGUCAAGCCCUUUUAUAUACGAGUGCUUAAAGACAGACUUAGGAGUUGAUUUGAUUGAUAUUGAUUUUAAAAGAAUCCAGCAAAAAGUUAAAGAUGACUGUAUUGAUAGCAACUGGCCAAAAGUAGCCAAAUCUAUCCGAAAAUAUUACAGUGUAAAUGAGCAAUUUGUACCAACCGCGACAGCUAAAAAGUUGCUUGGCUUACAUUCAAAUAUAUCUGAAGAUAAGGAUGAAAUUAUUCUUCUUUUAUUAUUAACUUGCAUACUUGACAAUACAUCAGCAAAUUCCGCUACUGUAAAAAAGGUUGGUAAAAAAAGAAAAAAUCUGUGUGGUGAAUCUCCUCCUCAAAAGGUAACUAAAGAUAGUGAGGAUUUAUCGCAAGUUGACCUAACAAAUGACUUUUUGUCAAUCGUUAAGAUUGAAACGCAAGUUCAAGAAAUUAUAGACAAGAAAAAAAGUACAGCAUUAGCGGAAAAGAAGACAGUACAACCGUACAUGUUAUUUGUUGGGACACCUGAAAAGUGUACUAGUUUUUACGUCGUCGUUGAUAAUUAUAAAUAUAAAGUUGUUGAUGCGUUCGCAGCUUUAAAACUCAAUUUCCAAAUCUUUUUUGUUUGGAAUUUACAGUUUCCUAAGUCGUGUAACAACACUUGGGUAUUUAUUCAAAAAUCAAUAUUUGAGAUUUCGACAGUUGGGAAUAAAUAUCCGGCGAAAGUUAAUAAAAUGUUUACUUAUGUGAAGCGCACCGUUGAGGAUAAAAAUUGAUCAUCGCUGAUAAUAUUUACUUUUUUGCUCUUGUCGGGUUACGUUUUUAUAUUUAUUAUUUCUUACAAAUCAGUCUUAUAAUAUACUUUUAAGCUUUAGUCACAUCAAAAAUAACAAGUUUUAACUUGAUUUUACUGUUUUUAAAAAACUGUAAUUUUUAAUAAUUUAAAUAUGACUUCAAAUACAAAAUAUGACAACUUUUUUAACUUACCGUUUUUAAGCGAUUGUAUGACGGAACAGUCAUUAUCAUUUAUUUCGAAUCUUUAUAGUUAUAAUGAUUUAUCUCGCACUCGUG
Messenger RNA from Cotesia glomerata, 2153 nucleotides. RefSeq lists its product as uncharacterized. The record is from RefSeq and is a predicted model, not a curated record. Bases 413 to 1858 code for a protein of 481 amino acids. NCBI's taxonomy places the organism in Eukaryota, Metazoa, Arthropoda, Insecta, Hymenoptera, Braconidae. The transcript has 8 exons.